AUGAGGUCAUCUACCAUUUUCGGUCUCUUUUUUGCCUAUGCAGCUACUGCUAGUGCAGUUCCUGUGAAACAAAGGAACCAGGAAGUUGAGAUCACCUUCGUUGGCGCCGCCGACGCUCAGUUCACUCAAAGCAUCCCUACUGACGGGUCCGUUGUCUCCAUUGAAAACCCAUUGAGUAUCUCGCAUAUCUCGUCCCACACUGCCGGGGUUCAGUGUACCUUCAACGGCAUUGAUCACAGCGUGACAGUCGUCAAUGGAGUCCAAUGGGUAGAUGUUGGCCCUCCUCAGACCCAGGUGACUGGAUCUUGCCAGGUCCAGGGAUCGGAUUCAUCCCCUGCACCCCCUGCACCUGGUGGCACCAAUCCUGAUCCUACUGGGGAUCAAGUGCAUGUCACCUUCAUUGGAGCUGCCGACGCUCAGUUUACCCAGAGUUUCCCGUCCAGUGGUGAAUGGGUUCAAAUUACGAACCCUCUGAGCGUCUCCCACAUUCAAACCGGCACUGAGGGUGUUACUUGCAUUUUCAACGGCGUUGACAACAGUGUCACCACUGUCAUUGGUACCCAAUUGGUCGAUGUCGGACCCCCACAGACCCAGGUCUCGGGUUCCUGUACAUGA
Messenger RNA from Penicillium hordei, 615 nucleotides. RefSeq lists its product as uncharacterized. The transcript has 3 exons. Bases 1 to 615 code for a protein of 204 amino acids. The record is from RefSeq and is a predicted model, not a curated record. NCBI's taxonomy places the organism in Eukaryota, Fungi, Ascomycota, Eurotiomycetes, Eurotiales, Aspergillaceae.